UCUUGGCUGGGCCCGUUUUCAGGCCGACCGUUAAAGGCACAUUCGUUGCAUCGAAAAUUGCAUCAGAAGGGAAGCCCCGAGAUCUAGCCUUGCCUCUACCCCUUGCUGGCUGUCCCGCGGUGUCCCUAGCAGACCAACCUCUCUUUUUUCAAUUCCGUCUGUAAAGUGGGGCUCUCAUGCCUGCCCUUCCCCCCACUUGUAGGGAGGGUUGAAAGGGAUGGACACGUGAGCCCUUUGCGUACGGCUGAGCAGUGUCCAGACACGUGUGAAGGACGAUCACAGUAAUGAAUUUCCGAGAAAACAGAUUUUUUAAAGUGCUUGUCAAUGGACGACUCUGAGUUUUCCCUUUGUUGGCUUUGGUUAGUAUAGGAGCCCUUAUGGGAAUCGCGUUCUGGUUUUGACCAGUUUUGAAUACAUUCACUGAGUGCCUGCUAAGUUGCAUUAGCUUCAUGUGUUAGCUCACUUAAUCUUCUCAGCGACACGAUGAGAUUAUUACCUUGACAUUGCCCUUGAGGAAAGUGAGACACAAGGAGGUGAAGUAGCCAGCCCGAGGUCACUUAGUAAGUGGCAGGGCUGGGACGGUGCUCGCCUGUGCUGGCUGCCCAGGUUAGUGUCUGCAUCGCCCCCUCUGAUACGAACACCCCUCCUCACACCCUCGAUGCACGUAACUUGUUUGUGGAGCGCUGAGAUCAUCUCGGUGCAACCAGGUCUGUCUUUGGUCUAUAAAUUAGUCAGGUGAUCAAUCAUACCUAUGAAACAGCUAUUAUCCCCAUGAGUGAGAGACUCGGAAGUUUUCCGAAGGUAGCAAAUCCUACGUGCCCUGUCAGAACAAACAGAAUGGGGAGGUCGAGGGCCACAGUCAACUUCCGAAUAUAUGGAAACCCCCGAGUCUAUCUUCGUGGAGGCUGCAGAAGGAUGUCCGUCAUGUGCAGACAGCAUCGCCGCCCCGAUGCCCAGCCUGACUCUCUGUGUCCCUGAGCACCCACCUUCCCUGCUCUGUGGGUGGGCAUACCAAGUAUUGGAGGGUAAGGUUCCCACCUCCUUUCCUAAUUUUCUAGAUAGAAGUAUCUUUCAAAAAUAGGGGAUCCAGUUGUUCACUCUGGAAAAUAAUAGGUUGAUAGAGUCCAAGCACUUUCCGUAACAAAUACGUCUUGUAGAGUCAUCUUAAUGUGAAGAAGCUAAAAUUUUUUUAAGUGUAUUUAUUUUGAGAGAGAGAGAGAGCAAGAGAGAGGGUGCACCAGCACAUGAAUGGUGGAGGGGCAAGAGAGAGAGAGAGAGAGGGAGAGAGAAUCCCAAUGCGCAGAGCCUGAUGUGGGGCUCAAUCUCACAACCUUGAGAUCAUGACCUGAGCUGAAAUCAAGAGUCAGAGGCUUAACCCACUGAGCCACUCAGGCGCCCCUAGAAGCUAAGUUUUUAAAUAGCAGUAUGGUAGUUAAGUCUAGACUGGCAGUAAGAGGUUAGUAAGAAGGAGGACAGGAAGCUUGUAAAUGCCUCCGUCCCAUUCAUAGUGCUCCACAAAAACAAACAGCAAAGGGGACCAGCAUCUUCCAAGUCAGGAGUUUUUCUGUAGUUCAGGAAAUAACCUCAGUAAACUCCAAGUUCCAAGGCAAACGGAGAGUUCAAAAACAGGAAAAGCUAAUGAUCUGGCUUCUGCUUCCAGAGAAACCAAUCUCAAGUUCAAAAUGGCGCUGGAAAUCACACACCAGUGUCUCCAGAGAGAAAAUUCACUGGCAGCAUUUGAUGGUUUCGUUGAAUGUGAAGAACCCAAUAACCGACUGGAUAAGUUUACAGGAACGCUAUUUUGGAGAAACACAAGUUUUCCUUUGGAUGCUGAUAAAAUUUUAUUACGUGGCUGUGUAAUUAGGAACACCGACUUCUGCCAUGGAUUGGUCAUUUUUGCAGGUGCUGACACGAAAAUAAUGAAAAAUAGUGGGAAGACCAGAUUCAAAAGAACUAAAAUUGAUUACUUGAUGAACUACAUGGUUUAUACGAUCUUUGUUGUUCUCAUUCUACUUUCUGCUGGUCUGGCCAUCGGCCAUGCUUACUGGGAAGCUCAAGUUGGCAAUUAUUCUUGGUACCUCUAUGAUGGAGAAGACUUUACACCCUCCUACCGUGGAUUCCUAAAUUUCUGGGGCUACAUCAUUGUUCUAAACACCAUGGUGCCCAUCUCUCUCUAUGUCAGCGUGGAGGUGAUCCGUCUGGGACAGAGCUACUUCAUAAACUGGGACCUGCAGAUGUACUAUCCUGAGAAGGACACGCCCGCCAAGGCGAGAACCACCACGCUGAAUGAGCAGCUGGGGCAGAUCCAUUACAUCUUCUCUGAUAAGACAGGGACGCUGACGCAAAACAUCAUGACUUUCAAGAAGUGCUGCAUCAAUGGGCAAAUAUAUGGAGACCAUCGGGACGCUUCUCAAAACAAUCACAGCAAGACAGAGCAAGUGGAUUUCAGCUGGAACACGUUUGCUGACGGGAAGCUUGCGUUUUACGACCACUAUCUUAUCGAGCAAAUCCAGUCGGGGAAAGAGUCGGAAGUUCGGCAGUUUUUCUUCUUGCUUGCAGUCUGCCACACGGUCAUGGUGGACAGAAUUGAUGGUCAGCUCAACUACCAGGCGGCCUCUCCUGACGAAGGCGCUCUGGUGAGCGCUGCCAGGAACUUUGGAUUUGCCUUCCUCGCCAGGACCCAGAACACGAUCACCAUCAGUGAAUUGGGGACCGAGAGGACCUACAGUGUUCUUGCCAUUUUGGACUUCAACAGUGACCGGAAGCGAAUGUCUAUAAUUGUAAGAACCCCAGAAGGCAACAUCAGGCUUUAUUGCAAAGGCGCUGACACAGUGAUUUAUGAACGGUUACAUCAGAUGAAUCCAACAAAACAAGAGACACAGGAUGCCCUGGAUAUCUUUGCAAGUGAGACUCUUAGAACUCUGUGCCUUUGCUACAAGGAAAUUGAAGAAAAAGAAUUUGAAGAAUGGAAUAAAAAGUUUAUGGCUGCCAGUAUAGCCUCAACCAACCGGGAUGAAGCUCUGGAUAAAGUGUAUGAGGAGAUUGAAAAGGACUUAAUUCUACUGGGAGCCACAGCUAUUGAAGACAAGUUACAGGAUGGAGUCCCAGAAACCAUUUCAAAACUUGCAAAAGCUGACAUCAAGAUCUGGGUGCUCACUGGAGACAAAAAGGAAACUGCUGAAAAUAUAGGAUUUGCUUGUGAACUCCUGACUGAAGACAUGACUAUCUGCUAUGGGGAAGAUAUCAAUGCUCUUCUUCACACAAGGAUGGAAAACCAGAGGAACAGAGGUGGAGUCUAUGCAAAGUUUGUACCCCCCGUGCACGAACCUUUUUUUCCACCUGGUGAAAGUCGUGCUUUAAUAAUCACUGGUUCUUGGUUGAAUGAAAUUCUUCUGGAGAAAAAGACCAAGAGAAGUAAGAUUCUGAAGCUGAAGUUCCCGAGGACGGAAGAAGAAAGACGGAUGCGGACGCAGAGUAAAAGGCGUCUGGAAGCCAGGAAAGAGCAGAGGCAGAAGAACUUUGUAGACCUGGCCUGUGAGUGCAGUGCAGUCAUCUGCUGCCGGGUCACCCCCAAGCAGAAGGCAAUGGUGGUGGACCUGGUGAAGAGGUACAAGAAAGCCAUCACGCUGGCGAUUGGAGACGGGGCCAAUGAUGUAAACAUGAUCAAAACUGCCCACAUUGGUGUUGGAAUAAGUGGACAAGAAGGCAUGCAAGCUGUCAUGUCAAGUGACUACUCCUUUGCCCAGUUCAGAUACUUGCAGAGACUGCUGUUGGUACACGGCCGGUGGUCUUACAUAAGGAUGUGCAAGUUCCUUCGAUAUUUCUUUUACAAAAACUUCGCAUUUACGUUGGUUCAUUUCUGGUACUCCUUCUUCAAUGGGUACUCUGCACAGACGGCGUACGAGGACUGGUUCAUCACGCUCUACAACGUGCUCUACUCCAGCCUGCCCGUGCUCCUCAUGGGGCUGCUUGACCAGGAUGUGAGUGACAAACUGAGCCUCCGCUUCCCUGGGCUGUACGUAGUAGGACAAAGAGACUUACUUUUCAACUAUAAGAGAUUCUUCGUAAGCUUGGUGCAUGGAAUUUUAACAUCGAUGGUCCUUUUCUUCAUACCUCUUGGAGCUUAUCUGCAAACUGUGGGGCAGGAUGGAGAGGCACCUUCAGACUACCAGUCUUUUGCUGUGACGAUUGCUUCUGCUCUUAUAAUAACAGUCAACUUCCAGAUUGGCUUGGAUACUUCUUACUGGACCUUUGUGAAUGCUUUUUCAAUUUUUGGAAGCAUUGCACUUUAUUUUGGCAUCAUGUUUGACUUUCAUAGUGCUGGGAUACAUGUUCUCUUUCCAUCUGCAUUUCAAUUUACAGGCACAGCAUCAAAUGCCUUGAGACAGCCAUACAUUUGGUUGACCAUCAUUCUGACCGUUGCAGUGUGCUUACUGCCCGUCGUUGCCAUACGCUUCUUGUCAAUGACCAUUUGGCCAUCAGAAAGUGAUAAGAUCCAGAAGCAUCGCAAGCGGUUGAAAGCGGAAGAGCAGUGGAAGCGGCGGCAGCACGUGUUCCGCCGGGGCGUGUCCUCGCGGCGCUCCGCCUACGCCUUCUCGCACCAGCGCGGCUACGCCGACCUCAUCUCCUCCGGGCGCAGUAUCCGGAAGAAGCGCUCCCCGCUGGACGCGAUCAUAGCCGAGGGCACCGCGGAGUACCGGCGGACUGUGGAGAGCUGAUGCGGCGGCGAAGCCGGCACACACACCCACACACAGAUGUCUAUUUUUUUAUGAAAGACUCUCAGGACUUUUUAAAAAACCAAAAACUGAAUUUGUCACGAGGAUGUUAAAGACAACAACUUUUGUAACAAACCACUUGGGCUGGACUAUUGCAAUGGCGAAGCCAAGAAUACCUUUUUCAAAAGUCCUCUUGUUCAACUGCUUGUGUCCAUUAGGCUUCAGAGGGGAUGUCAUAAUCCAGUCUCGAUCUGGGACAGAAUUAGAAACUUGUAUUUCAGUGCAAAUGGUACCGCAUUAUAAAAUUACAAUGAGAUCAUUCCUACCUGGGAUCUUCAACAUACAUAACCAGAGGGUUUUUUUUUUUUUUUGCCCCAUUGGGUACCUUCUUAACAAAGACCUUUUAUUUAUAAUGGCCACGACAGAAAAAAAUCCUGAAUGUUCAUCACCUGGAAGAUAAUGAGCUGCAUGGUUUCAUGUUCUCCUGUUGGUUCAAUCAAGGAAAAUCACUUCACAUUUCAUAAGUACAAGGUUUCAGUCUGCUUCGGUUUACUACCAGGUUAAAAGUGUGCAUCACCUACGUUUACUCUUACUACUGCAUAUUUUAGCCACUUCCUUCCCUCCAUUUUGAAAAGAUGCAUUUAAAUAUUUAUGGACUUUUUUUUUUAAGUUCUUAAAAACUAAGGGUAGCCGUGAUAAAUUGUGACUUUGUAACGCUUUCUUUUGAAAAGCAAACUUCGUGCCUGCCUACAUGUGUUUUAAGGGAUUUGAACAGAGACCCCACUUUUUCACUUGUCUUCAGAGAAAAAAAGGCUGUUGGCAGCCACAUUUCUAACAGAGUAUCCUUUAAAACUGAAAAUGAUUUUAAGCAAUUAUGGAAACUAUCCUCAAAGAGGCAAAAGUUAUUUUUCUCGAGGCUUUUCACACACUAGUUUUUCACAUGCUAGUUCCCAUAUUCUAGUGAAGAUACAGAAGUGUUUUCAAUAAUUCUGUUCUUUACCAUUAGGCUGUGAAUGUUCACAAUACCUGUCCCUUUGAAUUCCUAUGAGGAAAUCACAACAUGUAUAUCAUUCAUAUUCUAGGAAUGAUAAAAGAAUGUAUGGCUCUUUAUUCUAUGGAAGUAAAGUUCUGGAAGUUUACAACUCUUGUACAUAAACUGUAAAUUGUUUUUCUUUCUUUCUUUGGUAAAGAAAAGUUUGCUUGUAUUCUCCGUUUUCUCUCCUGUUUUGUGAAUUGUGGGAAAGGUCGACAACGCAAAUGUGUCAAAGACUUACACUGCUGGGUGCAAUAUUAACAAUUGUAAAAUGCAAAUUGCUUUGGAUAAAUUAUUUCUAUAUUCUGUAAAUCAGAUUUAAUGUAUAUUUUUGUUUAAAAAAUAAAUGCUUUAGUAAAA
Molecule: messenger RNA, 6108 nt
Organism: Felis catus (domestic cat)
Lineage: Eukaryota; Metazoa; Chordata; Mammalia; Carnivora; Felidae
Gene: ATP8B1
Product: ATPase phospholipid transporting 8B1
Exons: 21
Coding region: 1683-4718 (1011 amino acids)
Biological process (GO): phospholipid translocation; Golgi organization
Cellular component (GO): plasma membrane
Molecular function (GO): ATPase-coupled intramembrane lipid carrier activity; ATP binding; magnesium ion binding
Source: RefSeq, a predicted model, not a curated record